AUGUCAAAUUUGACAAAGCUGAAAUUCGUGGCCCUGGAUAUUUUUGGGAAAAAUUAUUUAUCUUGGAUUCUGGAUGCUCAGAUCCAUUUGGAUGCCAUGGGCCCUGGUGACACAAUUAAAGAAAACAAUGAGGCAUCAUUGCAAGAUAAAGCAAAUGCCAUAAUUUUUCUCCGGCGCCAUAUUAGUGAGGAACUGAAAACUGAAUACCUCACUGAAAGAGAUCCACUUUGUUUGUGGAAUAAUUUGAAAGAAGGAUAUGAUCAUCAAAAAACAGUCAUCCUCCCAAAGGCCAGGGCUGAUUGGCUGCAACUGAUGUUGCAAGAUUUUAAAAUUGUUGCUGAAUAUAAGUCUAUUCUAUUCAAAAUCAGCUCUACAUUGAAAUUAUGUGGUGAUACUGUUACUGAUGAACUGUUGCUAGAAAAAAUAUUCACCACAUUUCAUGCCUCGAAUGUACUCUUGCAACAACAAUAUCGAGAGCAUAGAUUUAAAAAAUAUUUAGAGCUGAUAUCAUGUUUGCUGGUGGCAGAGCAAAAUAAUGAGCUUUUAUUAAGAAACCACCAGUCUCGUCUAACUGGAUUGACACUGAUCCCUGAAACAUAUGUUGCCUCAUCCCAUGGUCGUGGAUGCGGACGUGGACGUGGUUGUGGUGGUAAAAAUGGCCACAAUAAUGAAUAUGGUCGUGGUAAAAAUAACUACCGCAAUAAUGACUAUGGCCGUGGGCAUUGGCAAAGUAUAUGUCGUACAUCGAAGCAUCUGGCUGAUCUUUACCAAGCCUCAAUGAAAGAAAAGGGAAAACAAAAGGAAAUGAAUUUCCUUGAUCAUGAUGAGCCAGUUGACACCACAAAUAUGGAAAUGAAUUUCAUUAAUCAUGAUGAGCCAGUUAACAUCACCAAUCUGGAUGUAUCAGAUUUUUUUGAUGAUCAUGAUGAAAGGAUAGACUUCCUGAUUGAUGAUGGAAAUGUCAACACCAGUUAA
Messenger RNA from Cornus florida, 975 nucleotides. RefSeq lists its product as uncharacterized. NCBI's taxonomy places the organism in Eukaryota, Viridiplantae, Streptophyta, Magnoliopsida, Cornales, Cornaceae. The transcript is spliced from 2 exons. The record is from RefSeq and is a predicted model, not a curated record. The coding region runs from base 1 to 975 and encodes 324 amino acids.